AACCGAGAGCAGCACCCGAGCCGAAGAAGCUCGCGCAGGACGGCCGGAGUGUUUCCUCUGCCCGGGUGUCCGAUAGCUGGCCCUGCAGGGAUCUCUGGUCUCCGUCCAGCUCCUCUGCUCCGCGGUGGAUGAAGAGAGGACGCGGUGCUGGUCGCUCUAAACAUGCCAAGGUCUUUCCUGGUGAAGAAGGUUAAGCUCGAUGAUUUCUCCUCCGCAGAUUUGGAGAGCGCGUACGGCAGGUCCAGGAGCGAUCUCAGCCUGCGGAUUCACGAGAAAGGAUACAUUAGCGACUACAUCACACCGACGGCCUACGAUGGCGACAGCGACGGCGCCGUCAAAGUGCCCUCUCCGGGGCCGCUCUACGACGGCCUGCGCAGCGACUACGGCGCGCCCGACUCGGACAGUCAGCCGGACAGCCCGCAGUCGGCGCUCACCGGCGGCUACAUCAACGGGGACGCAGCGGUGAGCGAGGGCUACGCGGCGGACGCCUUCUUCAUCACGGACGGCCGGUCUCGGCGGCGCGCGGCGGGCGGAGCGCGGGCCCCGCAGCGGCACGCGUGCGGCGAGUGCGGCAAGACGUACGCCACGUCGUCCAACCUGAGCCGCCACAAGCAGACGCACCGUAGCCUGGACAGCCAGCUGGCCAAGAAGUGCCCCACGUGCGGCAAGGCGUACGUGUCCAUGCCGGCCAUGGCCAUGCACCUGCUCACGCACGACCUCAAGCACAAGUGCGACGUGUGCGGCAAGGCGUUCAGCCGCCCGUGGCUGCUGCAGGGCCACAUGCGCUCGCACACGGGCGAGAAGCCGUUCGCGUGCGCGCACUGCGGCAAAGCCUUCGCCGACCGCUCCAACCUGCGCGCGCACAUGCAGACGCACUCCGCCUUCAAGCACUUCAGGUGCAAGAGGUGCAGCAAGACGUUCGCGCUCAAGUCCUACCUGAACAAGCACUACGAGUCCGCGUGCUUCAAGGGCGCCUUCUCGGCGCUCGAGGCCUGAGGAGACUGAGGAACGAGAGGAGACCUGUUUCGGGCUCCACGUGACAGUGUUAUUAUUAUUAUUUUUGUGGGAACUUCCAGCUCGAGCCGAACGGAGAGCAACAGUAGCACAAGGUUUUGUUUGCGUGCCUGAGGGGAUUAAUGACCCUCAGCAUCUCCUCACAGCAACGUGUCCCCAGAAAGACGUCCUGACAGUGCGCACCCCCC
Colossoma macropomum (tambaqui) is the source of this 1202-nucleotide messenger RNA. RefSeq names its product scratch family zinc finger 1b (gene scrt1b). Lineage: Eukaryota; Metazoa; Chordata; Actinopteri; Characiformes; Serrasalmidae. The record is from RefSeq and is a predicted model, not a curated record. The transcript has 2 exons. Gene Ontology annotation, biological process: regulation of DNA-templated transcription. The coding region runs from base 163 to 996 and encodes 277 amino acids. Gene Ontology annotation, molecular function: RNA polymerase II cis-regulatory region sequence-specific DNA binding; DNA-binding transcription factor activity, RNA polymerase II-specific.